CCCUGUUCUGUAGUUACCCGAUAUAUGUUAAAUAAAUGUGAAAUGUUCUAAGUAUCGUGUCCAUUCACUUCUCAGGCACUACUAACGUAAGAUUCACGGGAAUUUUACAUCUGGCGACGAGGAUGGGAUUGGAUUGAGAAUAAGUCCUGAGGAAACAGAAUAAGCACGAUCUUCACCGGUACCACGUGGAGCGAGAUCAAUGGCUACCUUCGGCUGCCUGGAAGAGUUCGACCCUACACACCCAAGUCAGUGGAUUUCUUAUGCUGAGAGGCUCGACGCAUAUCUAACUGCUAACAAUAUAGAAGACGAAGAGAGGAAGAAGGCUAUUCUGCUGACGGCAUGCGGACGAGAAACGUACAACCUGUUGAGGUCUCUUUUGUCUCCCAACUUGCCAACCACGAAAUCCUUUCAAGAAUUGAAGGACGUUUUGAGGUCACAUUUCGCUCCCCAACCUUCACGAAUUGUUCGUAGGAAUCAAUUCUAUAGACGUGAUCAAAAGGUGGAAGAAUCUCUGUCUGUCUAUAUUGCGGAGUUGCGUAGACUCGCGGAAUUUUGCGAAUUCGGUCCUCACUUAGAGGAGAUGUUAUGUGAUAGAUUAGUUUGUGGUCUGUUGGACGAGACGCUCCAACGUCGCCUUUUCGCUCGAAAAAACUAUCGUUUUUAGAGGCACAGGAAGAGGCCUUAGCGGCU
Molecule: messenger RNA, 690 nt
Organism: Centruroides sculpturatus (bark scorpion)
Lineage: Eukaryota; Metazoa; Arthropoda; Arachnida; Scorpiones; Buthidae
Exons: 1
Coding region: 200-664 (154 amino acids)
Source: RefSeq, a predicted model, not a curated record